Messenger RNA from Prunus armeniaca (apricot), 456 nucleotides. The record is from the annotation of a GenBank genome assembly. Lineage: Eukaryota; Viridiplantae; Streptophyta; Magnoliopsida; Rosales; Rosaceae.
AUGUCUGGGGGCUCAGAGAGUGAUGACUCUGUAACAGCUAAUGGGAGGGUUUACAUUCCUGAAGUAAGAAAUGAGGAAACACCAGCAGUUGGGAUGAAGUUCGACUCGCUUGACCUCGUUUAUAAUUUCUAUAAUAGAUAUGCAUUCUUGGCUGGCUUUGGUAUUCGACUUCAUUCCAGCUUUUGGGGGAAAAAUAAGAAAGAGAUUCUGAGAAAAGAAUUUGUAUGUUGCAAACAAGGUGCAUACCGGAAUGAUGAAACUCGAGAGAGAAAAAGACAGCGGGGAAUAAAGGGACACAAUCAUAAGAUGACACCCUCAGGAAGAAUGCAUUUACUGAGAUCACACCGUCGUAUUUCAAAUUCUACAAAAGUACUCACAAAACAGUUGGGUUCGGUUAAUAUUCCCAUUAAUCAGAAGUGUGAAUGGGAAGCUGAGGAAACCACGAUGUUGAACUAG